This is a messenger RNA of Gregarina niphandrodes, 756 nucleotides long. RefSeq lists its product as hypothetical. The coding region runs from base 1 to 756 and encodes 251 amino acids. The transcript is spliced from 2 exons. The record is from RefSeq and is a predicted model, not a curated record. NCBI's taxonomy places the organism in Eukaryota, Apicomplexa, Conoidasida, Eugregarinorida, Gregarinidae.
AUGACAACCGUGCUGGAUAUCAAUGCAAUCCUGAAAAAGACAGAUAAAGCCAUCAAGCAUUUACUAUGUGAGGAACCCCCUAGCCAUCGUGAAUAUUUGCCUACGGCGUACGAUUGUUGUCUGACACAGCAAAUACUGAAUUCAGAUGCAACAAGAUCCAUGCUUGCGUCGGUCAAAACGGAAAUGGAAUUGGAGAUAAAAUCAGAUGUUUCCACCAGGAUAAAGGCUGACGUCGACUUGUCGUUGGUCGAGAAACGUCGGUUCAUAAUGACGGACGAGGGUGCUAAAUGGCUGAAGCGGGCAGCGAAGGAUAUUCUGGAUUCUAAUGAGAAGACGUCGCAGUUGCUACUGAAGGUUUUGAAGAGAGCCAGACAAGGGAAGUCAGACGGGCUCAUGGAUGAAAUACCAACUGGCGACGUGCCAAGCGAGGACGACGUACCGACGGAGGACGGCUCAGGUGCCGGAGACGAAUCAGGUGUUGAAGACGGCGGUGUAGAUCGGAAUGCAAGCGACGAUGAUGGCAUGGGGGCUGCUUGGGGAGAUGGGCUGACAGAGGAAUGCUGCGAUGAGGAGGACGCAGAGCUAAUGGAGGUGUUGAAAAGGUAUAAGGUUCGAAACGACGAAGAGGACAUAGAGAGCGAGGGAGACGCGCGACCCACGGCUUUGGGUAAGACCGACGACGACGACGAGGAGCUCGAUGACGAUGCCUUCGAUAGUAACCUUGGUGAUGAAGAGUUGGACCAACUGUACCAAUGA